AGCUCCUGCCCAUCGAAAUAGUUCUCAUGAGCCCGAAAAUCAGCAGAAAAACGACAAAGAAAAACCAAACAAGAUAACUUUUAACUUUCACAAGACACAAAAAAUAAUAAAUAAUGAGAAAAAUGGAAAAAUCGAUGAGGUAUUCAGCCAGACAUCUACUGUCUUUAAGUCCAAAUAUUUCAAUAUUCUUAAUCGCCCUAUUAAAGAGGAUAAUAAAAAUUCUCUUGUCGCCAAUAAGAGCAGUGAGCUCCAGGAAAAUCUGAAAGAUCAUCUUGCUUCCAAUAAAAAUACUGAGCUACAGGACAAUCUGAAAAAUCCACUUGUAUUCAAUAAAGAUAGUGAGGAAAGACAGGAAAGUCUACAAAAUCCACUUGUAUUCAAUAAAGACAGUGAUCUACAGGAAAGUCUUCAAAAUCCAGCUAUAGACAAUAAAGAAAGUGAGAUACAGGAACAGUCGUCAAAAUCCAGCUGUAUUUAAUAAAAACAGUGAUAUACAGGAACCUCUUCAAAAUUCUUCCAUAAUCAAAAACGACAGCGAUCUGCAGGUAAUUUUACAUAAUCAAUUUAUAAUCAAUAAAGACAGAGAGCAACAGGAAAACCUUCAAAUCGAACUACUAAUCAAAAAACUCAGAGAGAAAAAUUUUAAAAAUCAACCGAUACUCAACAAAGAACAGGAGCUUCAGAAACUUUUUCAAGUAUUCAAUAAAAACAGUGAGUUUCAAGAAGAGCUUAAAAAUCAACUAUUAGUCUAUAAAAGCAAUGAGCAAAGGAAAAUUCCUCAAAAUGAGCUUUUAGUCAAUAUAGAAGGUGAGCUACAGUAUAACCCUGAAGAAGAAAGGCGUAAAUCAGACGUUGAGUCAAAACCAAAAACGAUAAGUACAUCAGCAAACCAAAACAAAAUGAGAAAGAAGAGUUUUUCAAAAGCCCUAGAUAAAUCAACCAGCUCUAACAAAGUUUCUGGGAAGCAAUUGAAUAUGAAUUUCUUCCCUGCAACAGGUACGCCAACAAAUUCGAUAAAAAAAGAUGAAACCAACUCAAUCACAUCAAUUUUUCUGCACGAGGAGCCGUCCUUAGUCGAAGAUUUGGUUACAAUCAGGACAGGCAGUAUAUUUUUAGGUGGCCGAAAAUCUAUUGACCGGAGAAACUUUUACGAAAGGCUUAACUUGGCCAGGAAAGCCAGCGAGGUCUUAUGUAUGACCUCAGAAAUGUACAACGAGAAAUUGAGGAAGUGUAAGCAGUAUCUUAAUCGCGACGAUCUGGUCGAUGUUAACAAAACAGACUCAUCUUCCGUUGACUUUGAGGGAAUACAGGAUCGCGACUUGCUGCUUUAUCCUUAUACUCAAAUAUAUCAAAAGAAGUGUGAUACCAGAAAAGAAAAUCAAUCUAAUGUAAGUAAAAUAAUAAAGAAAAGUCCGAAACCAACUGCAGAAUCAAAUGAAGAAGCUGUUAAAAGUGGAGAAGAAUUGGAGCAGACGACAGCUUGUAUUAUGUGCCGAACAAUAAAGCGAAAUCACGUUGAAAAGGAAGCACCCUUCUUGGAGGAGAUGAGAAAAGAGCAAAGGCGGCGUGAACUGUUGGCAUACCGAGCCAAUUUUUCGAGCCACGAUAAAUGCAGUAGGGGAUUACUACCUUUUGUGCCAGAAAAAACCGAUCUAAGUCGACCUUUAAGCUUGCAUGAUCUCAGCAGAAAAUUGCUUUACUCUCUGGAGAGCAAAAGAAUUAUUUUUACCAAUGAAAGAAAUUUAAACAACAACACCCCGAAGAGCGAUUUAAUUACUUUCCCUGGGAAAAGUAAGUCUGUUACUUUACUCAUGAAAAGUAACUCCAUUACUUUCCUCAAGAGAUGUAAUUGAAUAACUUUUCCUUGGGGAAGUAGCUCCAUUACUUGUUUUUAAGGAACAGAUGCAUUUGUAGUAAAAAUAUUU
This is a messenger RNA of Drosophila gunungcola (fruit fly), 1925 nucleotides long. RefSeq lists its product as uncharacterized. The transcript has a single exon. NCBI's taxonomy places the organism in Eukaryota, Metazoa, Arthropoda, Insecta, Diptera, Drosophilidae. The coding region runs from base 900 to 1853 and encodes 317 amino acids. The record is from RefSeq and is a predicted model, not a curated record.